CAUACUACCAGCAUGGCUGCACCCGCACCACAUAGACAACACUUAAGAAAAAAACAGGACAAUAAGGAAUAUUAACAACAUGCUGUAGGCCCAUAACAUAUGUGGAGUAAGAGUUUUCACUUCCUAUUUUGUUUUGAGCUGCUCAACUCGCCGUUGUGACUACGAAUGUCUUUACGAAUACACAGGUACUCUCCACUGACACAAGGUGUGGAUGAUGACGAUGAACAAUACGUACUUCAGCUUGGACAAAGUGAUGACGAAUCACCCCUGCGGCCAACCCCGCCUUUCUUUCCGUCAUCAGUGGGUUGUUUAAAUAAUUUCCGCAAACGAUGGGCUAUCUUGCUGGUCUUUGUGCUAGUGGUGGCAGUUGUGGUAUUGUUGGCAGUUCUCUUUGCUACUGGUACCAUACCUGUGGGUGGCACGUCAAUCGGUAGCGUGUCUGCCUCCAAAGGUGGAAGUACUACUCCAAAAUCAACCGAUGACCCAGAGGCGCCUCCCUCGGCUUCCCGACUGGGAGAAUACAGGUUUGCCGCUGUAGCCGCGGAUGCUGGAGAAUGCUCAAAAGUGGGGACAGAAUUUCUUGCCCGGUGUGGCUCAGCAGUAGAUGCGGCAAUCGCAUCAUUGCUAUGUGUAGGAGUACACAAUGCGCACAGUAUGGGUGUCGGAGGAGGUUUCUUCAUGACAGUUUAUAACAGGGCCAACAAAACAGCAUAUACAAUUGAUGCAAGGGAACAAGCACCGGCUGCCGCUAAUGAGACCAUGUUCACCAACAACCCUAGCAAAACCGCAUCUACUAUUGGGGGACUAGCCAUUGGGGUGCCAGGAGAAAUAAGAGGCUACUGGUUGGCCCACCAACGUUUUGGUAAACUACCGUGGAAGGAGCUGUUCGUGCCUACCAUAAAAAUGUGCAGAUCAGGGAUAAAAGUCGGGAAACCACUGGAAAUAGCCUUAAUAGCACGAGAAAAGGAAAUCCUAAACGACACUAGCCUCAGCGAAGUGUUCGCCCCAAGAGGAAAAAUAUUAAAAGCAGGUGAUAUGAUGUACAGAUAUAAGUUAGCGGUUACGCUAGAGAGGAUUGCCAAUGCUACCGAUGGAGGAUCGGAAUUUUACGAUUCUAAUUUGGCUCAAGACAUCGUUGAUGAAAUACAGGAAAAAGGUGGCAUUAUAACAAGACAGGACAUGAGAGAAUACACAGCGAAAGAAAAGAAACCCCUGGAACUUAAAAUGAACGACGGAAUGAAAGUGUUCUCACCCCCACCUCCAUCUAGUGGGGCUGUUUAUCAAUUUAUACUCAACAUUCUCCAAGGUUAUAAUUUUACUGCUCAAGAGCUUCACCGUUCGCAUGCAGUUCGUACAUAUCAUCGUAUGGUAGAAGCGAUGAAGUUCGCGUAUGCAAAGAGAACCGAGUUUGGUGAUGAAGAUUACUUGAGAAACACCACCUUGGACCAGCUGGUGAAAAACAUGACCUCCCUUGAGUUCGGGGACCAUAUCCGCAGUCUCAUCACAGACAACACAACUCAUGGCACGGCAUAUUAUGGACCAACAUUUUACGACAGAAUGACCGAGGGUACCUCGCAUCUGUCAGUUUUGGCGGGAAACGGGGAUGCUGUCUCAGUUACCAGUACCAUUAAUUUAUAUUUAGGAUCUCGAGUUCGAGGGAAGAAGACAGGAAUUAUAUACAACGAUGAAAUGGAUGACUUUUCCUCUCCAAACAUAACCAAUGCAUUUGGAAUCCCACCGUCUCCUAACAAUUUCAUUCGACCCGGCAAGCGCCCUCUAUCGUCCAUGUGCCCAACCAUUGUAGUUAAUAAGGACGGUGACGUAAUCCUGGUUGUUGGGGCAUCCGGUGGAUCCAGGAUCACCACAGCCACCGCAUAUGUUACGGCACGCACACUAUGGUUCGGUGAAAAUAUCAAGCAAGCCAUCGAUGCUCGUCGAAUUCAUCACCAACUGUUACCGCCUGAAAUAAGUUAUGAGGAAGGGUUCAGAAAAAUGUACAUCUCGGGUCUGAGGGCGCUAAACCAUAACUUAACAGAGAGAGCUGUCGGGGGCUCUGUGGUACAGGGUAUUCACAGAAGCGAAAGUGCCAUCUAUGCAAACUCGGACUUCAGAAAAGGCGGCUAUCCUGACGGUUAUUAGAAAUAGCGAUUUUAGAAAGCGUAUAUUACCUACCACCGGUGUUUUGGUAAUAGGAUUAUUUAAUGUUUUGAUUUUAGAAUUUUUAUGCUGUUAUUUUCCGUCUGCUUCUUAUAAGGGUUCUUGUCGGAAAACAAGUGUUGAUCAAGCUUAUCUUAAAUUCAUUAAUCAUGUAAAAGGCGACUCAUAUAUAUAUAUAUGCAUUAUUGAUAACAAAUAAGAAGUGUAGUAUCUAUUCGCACAGCAGAAAAAAGUGCAUAAUGUAAAUAAGACACUUAGCAGCUUUGGGCAAAAUUUUGUGAAACUGUUAAACGCAUACAUUUUUGACACUUUCAAGAUUCCCCUGCUCGACUGGUUGAAAUAUUGGUCAAGUAGAAAGGAAAUUGAGCUUAUGAUACAAAUGUGCUUGAAUAUUUAACCUCUUUUUCUUAUAUUUUACCUUUAUAUUUUAACAUUUAUAUAUAACUGGUUUUAAAAUCGAAAUCUUGUAUACAUGUAGACCUACUUCAAUACUCCAGAAGACCUUAUAUUCAAAACAAUUGCACCAGUUAAAAUUUAACACUUAUGCAGACUGGCCAACCGGAACGGUACCAAUGUGCCAUUUAACUGAUUGUUUAUAUACUGAGAGCAUUCCGGUAUGUCAUUGUGCAAUUACCAGCUACACUCAUAUACUGCUUACAGGAUGCAAUCUGUACUACAUGAAUAUCUCACUUACAUUCCUGUAAUAUAUGUUUUAUGUUUUAUGUGUGUUUGUGCUGUUUUUCGAAAUGACUCUUCAAUGAAAUUUGUCAACAACAAAAAAGCGUUUUGUAUUUUUUCCAAAUUGGCGGAUAAUGAAAUGUCAUUAGUAAUCUAUGCAAAUGGACGUUUUCACCCGAACCCUCUGCAAAAUUUCAUUUGUAGAUUGUAUUUUUUUUUUCAAUUUAAAGUUUGUAAAAAAGG
Messenger RNA from Lingula anatina, 3078 nucleotides. Its product is annotated as glutathione hydrolase 1 proenzyme. Gene Ontology annotation, cellular component: plasma membrane. Lineage: Eukaryota; Metazoa; Brachiopoda; Lingulata; Lingulida; Lingulidae. Gene Ontology annotation, biological process: glutathione catabolic process. The record is from RefSeq and is a predicted model, not a curated record. Gene Ontology annotation, molecular function: glutathione gamma-glutamate hydrolase.